Orbilia oligospora ATCC 24927 is the source of this 2145-nucleotide messenger RNA. RefSeq lists its product as uncharacterized. The transcript is spliced from 5 exons. NCBI's taxonomy places the organism in Eukaryota, Fungi, Ascomycota, Orbiliomycetes, Orbiliales, Orbiliaceae. The coding region runs from base 1 to 2145 and encodes 714 amino acids. Gene Ontology annotation, molecular function: zinc ion binding; DNA-binding transcription factor activity, RNA polymerase II-specific; DNA binding. The record is from RefSeq and is a predicted model, not a curated record. Gene Ontology annotation, biological process: DNA-templated transcription; regulation of DNA-templated transcription.
AUGUCGGUCCCGCAUCCACUUGUCGCAAAACCGUCCGCGGCUGCUGCUGGCGCCGGUGCUAUAAAACCAACCGUCCGCUCCCUCGUCCCAACUGCUGAACACCAACGUGUGCAACGACUGAAACACGAUAGUGGCAUCUACAAGCGGAGCUCUAGGGUAUGUGUCAAGAAGGCGUGUGAUAUCUGCAAACAAUCAAAAGCUAAAUGCUCAGGAGAGACGCCAACAUGCUCUAGGUGUCAAAAGUUGAAACACCAAUGCACAUACAAUGCUGUUGACCAACGGGAUCACCGCAAGGACAUGAAGGGGCAGCUCCAGCGGCAGAAAGAGGAAAAUACCCAAUACAAGGAGAUCCUGAACCACAUCAAAACUGCGAGCCUUCCUGAUUUGCGGAAGACCAUGACAGUCCUUCGUAACCCCACAGGAACUAGUAUAGAAGAAUUAUUAAUGUUCAUCCGGAAUGACGGCAAAUCCAUUCUGUCGAAGCAAGAUAUUAGGCCAACACCUGCAACUACGGAUUUGACUCUCCUAGGAAACUCGCAAGUUGAAACAACAGAUCAGACAGUACCAGAGCAGAUAAGUCUAGGGAUAAUAGAUGAUAGGCCGUUAUCGGAUUUAAAUCUGACCGCGGAGCCCUGGACUACCAUAACCGACGAUGACGAGCUAGUGUCCCACUUGAUAUCUUCCUAUAUUGCAUGGGACACUGUAGCGUGGAAUUGGUUCGAUGUCGAUAUAUUCUUGGAAGGUAUGGUGCAAAAAGAUUUUACAUACUGUACUCCACUCUUAGUCAACUGCAUCCUAGCUUUAGCUUGUCACCUGUCACCAAGAAUACCGGUCCGCUCUGACCCGCACAAUCCAAACAGCCUUGGCCACCGAUUUAUCGAGGAGGCAAUACACCUGUGGCAUGUAGAAUGUAACCAACCAAAGUUGACGACUAUCAUUAGUGGCAUGCUUCUGUGUGAAGUUGUCAGCGUCAAUGGGAAGGACCAUUUGGGCUACAUGCUCUUUCAAAGUACAGUUUCUCUAUACCAUAGACUUUUUGAGCAACGAGAAUCAUCAGGGAAGCUACGACGGGACGAGAAAAUGGAAAGAGCACUGGGAACCACUAUUUGGGGGCUAUUUAGAUUAUCGACGUUUUUUACACUACUCAAUAAGAAGAAACCGCCGAUGGAUAUACCAACAAUUAAGCUGCCGGAGAAUAGGUAUGGUGACGAGAAUGCAGACAAUGGCAGCCGAAAGCAACUAAAUCCAAUAUUGUCACUUUGGCGACCAUACCCCUAUACUCAACCAGCCGAACCAUGUCGACUUGAAGAGAGCGUCCGAAUGUGCUCGGAUAUAUGCGUGAUUCUCCAUGACUUGAUCGUAUCACAAACAGCAGGGACGGAGGCGGACCUAAGAGCCCUCACCGUAAAACAGAAAAAGGACUUAUACGUCAGAGCUAUAGAAUGGAAACGGGAUAUACCCAGAGGUCUCAACUUGGGUGAUACGGUCGCUCCGUUCGUUAUUACUCCUCAUUUGGGUUAUUUUCAGCUCAUACUCGAGCUUUCGAAUGCCCCAUUGGAUCCCGCGGACACGGAGCCGGAAGAACUAGCUACAUUCCGUGAAGAAGUAAAAGGUUGGUAUAAGCAAGGAAAGGCAGGUUUAUUACACCUAUUAGGGGAAUACGACAAGAACUAUAGCUUUGCCUUCAUUCCAGAGACCAUGUUGCUAGGGCUUAUGUAUGCUGCAAAGAUAAUAAUCGAGGAACUCGCCCCUAUCGCCGAAUCAACAAAAAGGGGGGGAACAUCACCAGAUUGUGACAGCCCCUUAGAUAUCUUGACAGAACUCACUAAAGAUUCAGAGGAACCUCUAGCGACUCUCGGGGCUAUUUUUGAGAAAACCAUCGGAUGGUUAUGUAGUGUCAGUGAGCAGUUUUUCACUGCAAAGCUGUACGCCAGAGCGCUGCAGUUAAGCGGGGAGUCCCUGAACGUGGUUCUGAGUGAUGCGACGAAAAAGAGACUGGACAGUCUAUUUUCGGUGGGAGAUGGAAGUAAAUCGAGGUGGAUAGAACAGCUUUAUAAGGCAGAUUCGAUACUGACGCUGAGUUUGGGACGUGGGACGGAUAGUGUGGUGGAUGUGAUUGAAAAGUUGGAUGGCUUGAAGGUGUAA